Messenger RNA from Trichomonas vaginalis G3, 508 nucleotides. Its product is annotated as P-loop containing nucleoside triphosphate hydrolases family. Gene Ontology annotation, molecular function: hydrolase activity; ATP binding; DNA binding. The record is from RefSeq and is a predicted model, not a curated record. Lineage: Eukaryota; Parabasalia; Trichomonadida; Trichomonadidae. The transcript has a single exon. The annotation marks the transcript as partial.
AUGUUAGAAAAAAAGUUUGCUGACAUUGACAAGAAAUUUGAGAAUGUUUUAAACAAGAACAAGAGGAAGUUAGAAAAUGCUCAGAUAAAGCCUAUACAUGACAAGUUCUUAUUUGCUCAGAAUGGUAUAACAGGUCUAAUUGCACCACCUGGGUCGGGUAAGACUUUCACUUAUCUUAAAAUGGCUGCACAACAACAAGAACUAGAUGAGAAGAACCCAUUCUAUGAGUUAGUAGUCAUUUGUAGUACUUCUGGUCAAUUUGACCAAACCGUCAAUUCGUUCAAAGAUAUUAUAAAGAAGUCUAAGUUAGUAUGUAUAAAAGACUCUGAGUUGUUAGAUUGGAUAAAGAAGUACCAAAGAAGAGUUUUGAAGUAUAAUGCUAUAAAUGAGUAUAUAAAUUCUAAGUUUAAAGACCCAAAUGAGGAAAUGCAGAGAAUAUUAGAGAAGAAACACUUCAGAAACAAACAGAAAGAGAUAGAAUACAUUUCGAAGAAAUUGCAAUCUUACG